AUGGGAAUUUCCGGUUUACUACAAUUUCCACCAGUAAAGCAAGUGACAGUAGAAGAACUGCUAUCAAAUUUUUCGAGAAAAACAGCCGCCGUUGAUGUUAGUGGCUGGAUACACAAGGCAUUGUCAAUCACGGCUUUUGGUGACUAUGACAGGUAAAUAAUGUUUUGCAUCUUUCGUUGUUGCAUGCUGACUUGCUGAGGUACUUAAAUUUAUUUGCAUAUUUGCGUUGCUUAUUUGCAUAUAGUUACACGAAGCAUGUGUGGAGAUAUGUCUGUCUCCUUGAACGCAAUGGGGUCAUUCCUAUUCUGGUGUUUGAUGGGCAAAACUUCGAAGCAAAGUUGGAAGAAACUGAUAAACGAGAGAGGUAAAAUUCUAUUUAACACAGUAUUAUUGAUGUAAUAUUUUAAUUAUAAAGCACAAAUGUUAAAAUCUUGUUAUUAUCUUUUGUAUUAAAAUACUUUACUUAUAUAUGGGUACACUACAGUAUAUAAUCGAUUAUCAAUGCAUAAAUAUAAAAUGUUAUCGUUAUUAUAAAAAUUUGAAAGUGGCAGUAUAUACCUUUUGAGAUUAUUUACAUGUACUGUAUUUAUUACAUUAUUAAUCAGCAGAAAAUUAUUCCAUGAGUUCAUAACUGGAAUGAGAUUUAUGUAUAUAUAUCCACAUCUAUUUCAUGUAUAAGCAUUAUAAAAUGCAGCCUAGUUAUGAUGAGUAAAAUCAUCUGAAGAGUGAAGUAACUUAGCACUUGGUGUAUGUUAGACAAGUGCUGAGCAAUCCAAAUACAAAUGUUGGGUGCAGGAAUUACAUGCCUACUACAAAACCAAUAGACCCCUCGCCUUGACAUGCAAAAGGUAUAACCCUUUCACUCAUGAACACAACAUUUACUGUGUUUAUAUAUAUUACUCUGUCAAAUGCCAGACAAAUUUACUCAUCAAGGGGAGAGACCCAGGAAAUUAGGUUUAAAAAUUAAGUCUACUCCGGGGGGUUCCCUAUGUAGUAAAAUCGUCUGGCAUUAGACAGAGUAAACUAAUAAAGUAGGGCGCAUCAGGGCGCAAUGUGACUCAAUGGGUUAACAUUAUUUGCAUGUUUGUCUGCCAAGGGCAAAAGCAAUGGGUCUAUUAAUUAAUACAUAUAUUAUAAAUUGUUUGUAGGGAAAGACAAAAGAGGAUAGAAAAGGUUGCAAUUUUGGUGAAAGAAGGAAGAAUGGACGAUGCAAACACACUCAGAUGUUCCACAGCUGUCUAUGACAAGGAAUUGCAUAAAAGAUUGAUAAUGGUAUGUAAAAAUGAUAUAAUGCCCAAUUACUUGUUAUUUACAUUACGAGCAUGCAUUAAUGUUCCUGAUUUAAGAUUAUUAGUAAUUUACACACUAUGCACUACUAAUAUUAUAUGUUAUGACAUUGUACUAAUUACCUUACAAAAUAAUAUUUUCUUGUGCAGAAAUGCAGAGAAGAAAAUGUGUUGUAUUGUGUUGCUCCAUAUGAGGCAGACCCACAAUUGGCAUUCAUGGUCGCUUCUGGUUUGGCUGAUUUUGUCAUAACAGAAGAUUCAGACCUACUCGCUUAUGGUUGCCCACACACAAUAUUUAAAUUAAGGUUAACAGGGACAUGUCAAAGUGUGCAUCUUUCAAGAAUUCUGGAAUCUCUAGGGAUUUCUAAAGAAGAAUUCACAGAUUUAUGCAUCCUGGCUGGUUGUGACUAUUGUAAACUACCUGGUGUGGGUAUUAAUAAAGCCCAUGCUAUUUUAAAUGCUGCUGCUAAAAAAGAAGGUGAUUGUAUUAAUUAUGUGGAACAAAUGUUUGCAGAAAAGGUUGAAAUUUAUGCCUAUAAAAAGAAAUUUCUGGUUGCUAGAGAUUGUUUUGCACAUGCUAUUGUGUUUGAUGUUUGCUCACUUAAAGUCACCAGGCUGAAUAAACAUGAAUCCAAUCAUAUUUGUUGUAAUGAAUAUGGAAGGUAUCCUUUGGUACUACAUGAUGGGUAUUUUUGCACCCACCAUGCAACUGUAUUUUAUUUCCACCUAAAAUUACCAGUAAAACAUAAGGUUUAAGGUCUGGACAUGUGUGGUUAUAUACCUGUGGAUAUAGUAUUACAUGUACCUGGUAAAAGGAAAUAUUCUUAUAUUGAAUUGGUGCAAUUACAAAACUGAUACAUAGUUAACCUAUUGCAAAUGAAGUUGUUCACCAAGUUUUUCAUUGUGUAACUAAUACUGAAUUUUCCAUAGAGCGCCACACCGGAAUUGUGGGGCAGCAGGUUUGAGUUACAGUUGCAUUUUCACUUAAUUACUGCUCCCAGUUUGACUUUAUUAAAAAUUGUGUGAAAUAAAGUUUCAUUCAAUUGCCACCUCAGGAAAAUUAGCUAUUAAUUAAGAUAUUAUGGAUUUCUUUAGUAUUUUCGUUAACUUUACAUACAAGAUCCCUGUCAGAUGUCACAGCAUGUCACAUUGCAAUUGGAAAUAUUUUUCCAAAAACAUUUGAAGUUCUUGAAAGUAUUCCACUUCCAUUUAAUGUAUUAUUAUAUUUAUAUCCCUGCAACAUUAUUCAAGUGUGUGAAUACUUUAUUAUUUAGGUUGGUCGGGGAAUUUUUUAACUUUGUUAUUGUAACAUUUGAAGGGGCCAAUGUUGCAUGGAUUUUCGAAGAAUCAACACAUAGAGUCUGAAACAGCUGAAGUCAUAAAUGAACAAUGUAAGUUCUAUACGAAUUAUACACAGUGCAGUUUCUUUUAACUCCUUAAAAAGAUGCAGCUAGGGUAUUUCCUUGGAUAAAUAAUACACAACCCUUACUACAGUAUACUGAAAUACAAGCAGUGGCAUAGCCAGCCCAAUAUCCCUGGGGUGGCAAUGCAAAUUUUUGUCGUGUUCAUUAGACAAUGAAAGCAAUCAACUUAUGAAGAAAUGAAUGUUUGCUUAAUGAUUUGAAAUUUGCUUUGCCACCCCAGAAAUAUUGGAUUGGCUAUGCCACUGACUUUAUAAGAGAACCAAACAAAAUUGAUUAUUAUAUUUAGUGUUGCUAUUAAAUUAUUAGUCACUCCUGACCAUGCAACAGUUAACUGCUAGUUGAAAUACUAUUCUUACAUUUAGUUAACAUUGACACACACUCUGACAACAAAGUUAACAGUUCUGAUGGAAAACCAGCCAAUGUCACUGAUGGACAGCCAGACAAUGUCACUGAUGGACAGCCAAACAAUGUCACUGAUGGACAACCAGCCAAUGUCACUGAUGGACAGCCAGACAAUGUCAUUGAUGGACGAGUCAGCAUUCAAGGAGGAGCAGAUGAAACCAGGAAUGUAAACAACGAUCCAUCAGAUGAUCAUGAACCGCCUGUGAAAUACACCUUGCCAUUCAAGGUUUUGGGCUCAGCGCACAACCUGAAUUACCAAAAACAUUUAGAGGCUGCAUAUAAUCUAUGGAAUUCAGGAGAGACCAGUCUGGAUGUUUUAAUGUGCCCUGAAAAGAAUAACAAGUUUGAUCCAAAGGCCAUUGCAGUUUCCUUGAAGUAUAAUUGCACUGGGUUUCACAGGGUAGGAUAUAUUGCAAAAGAACUUACACGACAUAUUCAUCCUUACCUAAAUACAGAUAAUUUAAUUGCAACAGUCAAAAGGAUUAGCUUCAGAGUGGAUUUCCUAAUGGUCGGUUAUUACCUAACAAUCAACAUUACAAAACAAGGAGAGUGGAGCCCUGAUGCUGUCCGAGCUAGUAAAAGGGUUAGAUAA
Messenger RNA from Paramuricea clavata, 3704 nucleotides. The record is from the annotation of a GenBank genome assembly. NCBI's taxonomy places the organism in Eukaryota, Metazoa, Cnidaria, Anthozoa, Malacalcyonacea, Plexauridae.